UACGACCGUCGCAUUGCGCGCGUUGAUUUCACUACGUCCGCAAAGCUCGAAAGUUUUUAUUGUGAUUCAGGCCAGUAUCGCAAUCGCGGCAUUGCUCUCCAAUGCCUCAGCCCAGUACCUUAGCUGCAAGAUGUGCUGCGCUAAGCACUUCUAUCGCUCAGGUCAUACCCGAUGUCAGUAGCUUUGCGCGACGGGCUCGCGAGGCAAGACACGACCUCAAUCAAAUUAAUCACGAUCUUUUAAUCCUCAGAACGGGGUUAGGGAUCGCGCAGGACGAUUUUUCGACAUCAGGAUCGAGGCUACCUACAUCUCUCAUCGAUGCAGUGUCACAAGUCCUUGAUUCCUGCGAUGAUACGAGCGAACGUCUGCACAAGAUGUUCUUGAAGCUAUCAUGCAGCAAUUCGCCAAAAGAUGAGUGGAAAUCGCUCAAGAGUGGGACUUUGAUGAUCAAUAUACGGUUGGAUCUUGAAGCAACUAGGAUAGUGUUGGAUCUCUCCCUUGACUAUCUUGCCCUUUUCGGUCAAACAGACACUGUUGACUCGCUCAUCAACUGUUAUGUUACGAGCUUAGCUGCCAGCAGCGAUGACCUACUGAAGCGGACGGAUAUCGAGGAGAUAAACGUCAAUCAGACGGCAAGGGACAGGCUUUCUUCGCUCCUUCAGGCAGUUCGCCUGCUUCGCUCAUGUAUCACAGCUGUUGCUCGGGAAGGAAUAGCAACAGGAGCGCAGUUGGAGAGGCGAACAACGAUACCUCGACCAGAUUCCCUCGAACCGAGUCUAGGCGAAUCGCGCCGUAGCGGAAGGAUCAGUCCACCGCCAGAGACUCGACCAGUGGGGCCUACCUCGAAGAAAGGUAUAGGUGCGUGGCUCGCAGGCGUCCCGUCUCACUCCAUGGUGAUACGUGUAACGGAGGAUUCAUUGCAUGCAAGGCCGACUUCGCAUAGCAGGCUGCUCCCGUCUCGUGGAACAUUUUACACAGACGAUGGCAUCUCUUCAGGUCGAACUUUAGUAGCACCCGAGUCACGACUCAGAAAGGCGCGUAGUUGGUGUUCCGAAAUAUCAACACACAGUGAUAUUAUGAUGAAGGGGAAGCCGACACGAGCAACAAUAUACUCGCCCACCAAUACCAACUCGGAUGUUUCAAUUUUCCACAAAAACAUCACUUCGGACAAGAUUGCUAUGACCAAAGGAAACAGGAGGAAUCUGGACCUUGAUCAGAGGGUGGGUGUAGAUCGUAUACUAGCAAACGUUCCGCCAGAAGCAACUCCAAUCGAAGUUGAACGAAUACUAUGCGAGGGCGCGAAUCCUAUGGUGGCACAUGCAGAAUACGGUUACUUCUUUAUUCGAGCGGCGCAUGAGAUGUCCUUGGAUAUUCUACUGAUCCUUGUCGAAUACGGCGCCGAUAUUACUCGCACAGCGCCGGAACCAAACCGAUACCACUCAGUCAUGCAUGCCGCGACUUCAGGACGACAACUCGACACGGUAAAAUAUCUCGCAUCCAUAGGCCACUCAAUCGAUGCCACGAAUGCUGUGGGAGAAACGCCUCUGCAUGUCGCUGUCAGAACGUCGGGGGCCUUCGGGGUGACAAAGUUUUUUGUGGACAUGGGAGCGGAUGUCAACCAUGAAACAGAUGAUGGCGAGACGCCAUUACUAAUGGCACUCACAUGCACGAAGUUGGAAGGAAAAGAGAGAGGCAUGAUCAUCGAACUGCUGCUCGCACAUGGGGCGGAAGGCGAGGUGAGCCGAGGAAUGGAGGGAGCAAGAGGUAACUCCAAAGGAUUAAGCAUCCUCGGACUCGACAAAAAGUCUACCGAUACCCUUAGGAGUGCGAAGACCGACAUAAGCCAUGUUUCACCCCCUAGCAUCACACCCGUGGUACCCCGAUGUCCAUUUGAACGCAUGGCGAUAGGUCGAAGAGCCAAGGAUGCGAACUGAAACCACUACACUUCUGACAUCAACGACAACAUGCAACAU
Molecule: messenger RNA, 1973 nt
Organism: Dothidotthia symphoricarpi CBS 119687
Lineage: Eukaryota; Fungi; Ascomycota; Dothideomycetes; Pleosporales; Dothidotthiaceae
Exons: 3
Coding region: 102-1934 (610 amino acids)
Molecular function (GO): protein binding
Source: RefSeq, a predicted model, not a curated record